Molecule: messenger RNA, 1726 nt
Organism: Cryptomeria japonica (Japanese cedar)
Lineage: Eukaryota; Viridiplantae; Streptophyta; Pinopsida; Cupressales; Cupressaceae
Exons: 5
Coding region: 350-1321 (323 amino acids)
Source: RefSeq, a predicted model, not a curated record
GUAACGGAAUUUUACUACUAGCAGUAGCGUCGACAACAAUAAACAAUGGAAAAAUGCGGCGUCGAAAGCGGAAUUUUGAAACUGAUAUUUGAGCGCUCAAAAAUCCCUUUCCACCGCUGCACAGUGGGUAGCACGUGAACUGCUCUCCUCUCUUCGUGCGUACGCCCCCACUCAACGCCCUGGAAAUCCGCAGAACGAUGACUUGGCAUGCCACGCCAUCGCAGAAUGCAGGUUGUUGAAUUCGAACUUGUACUUGUGGGUAAACUUUUUCAGUUUUAUCUUUCUUUUGGUCGCACACAGCACAGGAAAACAGCGAGCAUUUGCAAAUCUGGUGUGAAGGUAAAAGAAAAUGCAGGGAGUAAACAACAGAAACCCGGAAACGCCCGCGCGAAGAAAUGUAACACCGCCAGGGGGUCCCACUACGCUGGAUCUCUUCAGCUGGUCUGAUGCCUCUCCCCCUUCUUCAUCUCCUUUCCCUUCGUCCUCUGCUAAAUCUCUCGGGGGAUCUCCUCACUCUCACAACCGUCAGCCUGCAGGUGGAAUCAGCUCAAUUUCAUUCAAUGAGCAAGUAACUCCUGAGCAAGAAGAAGAAUUUCUCAAGAGAAGACUAUGCUCGGAUUCAAAGUGGAGAGAACUGACUGGGAGUGGAAUAUUUAAUAGUGAGAAUCCAAAUGAUGCAUCUGAUUCUGUGAAUGACAAGUCUACCCCGGACCAGGCUGCUUUAAAACAUUACCAGCAAGCUGCAGCAAUAAUAAGUCAAAUAUCUUUUGGUUCGGAUGAAAGCAUCUCACCCAAGAAGCCAGCAUCUUUGACAGAAGUGGCAAAACAAAAAGAGCUGAGUGGAAAUCUAGAGACAGCUUCUGACAUGCAUGUCAGGAGACAGAUCUCUGAGGCCAAAUCAAAGGAACUAAGUGGUCAUGAUAUUUUUGGCCCCCCAUCAGAGGUGCUACCUAGAUCCUUAAAUCGCAAUAGGGAGCGUAAGGAAGAACCAAACGAAAGCAAUGAACCAGCACAACGAAAUGUCCGCACUUCUGUAAAGGUUUCUAAUCCUGCUGGAGGUCAUAGCAGAAUUAUAUUUGGUCAGGAGACUACACCAAAGACCAUUAAAAAAGUGCAUGGCCAGAAGGUUGCAGAAUUGACUGGUAACAACAUUUUCAAUGGAGAUCCUCCACAAAACUCUGCCGAGAAGCCCCUGAGUAGAGCGAAGUUGAGAGAGAUGAGUGGAAGUGAUAUAUUUGCUGAUGGAAAGGCAGAAAAUAGAGAUUGUUUAGGUGGUGUCAGAAAGCCACCAGGAGGGGAAAGCAGCAUUUCACUGGUGUAAAGUAAAUGCUGGUAACUUAACUUCAGUAACUCUUAUGUUGACUGACUAAGCGAUUGGAUUCUCCUUUCUUAGUGGAGGCAGGUCAAUAGCUUGAAAUAUAGGCUGUUAUGUUUUAUGUCAUAACAAAUUCAGAACAGCAUCACAACAUUGUGUGAUAUGGAAUGAGUUAUUUGAGUAUUUGGAAUAUUACUUCUAUGACUUGUAGAUGUUAUAUGUGAUUUGGUAUAUAGAGACCACAAAGUAGGGUGGUACAGUUGAUUAACAGAUCUUGUUGCAUUAAUACUUUAAAACAUAUUUGACCAAAACCUGAACUUGUGCUUUCAGGUACUGUAAUUUACUAGUUCUUUCUGUUUCUUUGUUUUCUUCAUCUGGAUUAGAAAUAACUAUCUUCUAUCUUUUUCUUUC